Cooperia oncophora is the source of this 438-nucleotide messenger RNA. The record is from the annotation of a GenBank genome assembly. Lineage: Eukaryota; Metazoa; Nematoda; Chromadorea; Rhabditida; Trichostrongylidae.
AUGCUACGGCGCUGCCUUUGCCUCUAUAGCGGUUCUGUUCGGAGUUUCACGAUGCCGAAAAGGAAAGCGAAAGUUCUGACGACUUAUUUCGAAUCUAAAAAGACGAAGAUUUCGGUGGAUGUAGAUGAACCACAGCCAUCGACUGGAAAUGAAAUUCGAGGUGAUGAGGAAGAACGUCAUUGGAAAUUUCUAUGCUGGAACGUUGCAGGUCUACGAGCUUGUGCUAAGAAGGGUGGUCACAAAUCAGUUUUGGCCGAGGAUCCCGACGUGAUGUUUUUAGGCGAGACAAAGUGCAGCGAAUGGCCCGUCGAUCUGGAAAGUGCUUUCAGAGCGAAGGGCUAUCACAGGACGCUUUUGGUCUCACAAAAGAACAAGGGUGGAUAUGCUGGUGUUGCAUUUCUUAGCAAAGUAAAACCGUUGAAGGUAAGGUGCUGCUGA